Molecule: messenger RNA, 2392 nt
Organism: Punica granatum (pomegranate)
Lineage: Eukaryota; Viridiplantae; Streptophyta; Magnoliopsida; Myrtales; Lythraceae
Source: RefSeq, a predicted model, not a curated record
CAGAUCCUUCAAAGGAAGGAAGGAUUUAUAUACAAAGGAAAAGAACAGAACAGAACAGAACAGCAAGAUUUUCUUGAUCUUGACCCACAGCAGAAGAUGGAGGCAGGGGGUGUCCCACAAGACAGGCCCAUAUCUUUGGACGCUUGCAAUCUACGGUUUGAACACCAACUGUUGGUCGAAUUCCCCCAAAGGGGCUUCUUCUCGAGAACUGCAGCUCCAACUGGAUCCCCGCUCCUCCCUGUGACUCGCUCGCUCGACGUCGACCCCGUGCUGCUCCGCUGUUCCUUCGCCAGCUGAGCUCGGUCCUCUGGGUUCUUGCUCUGUUGGGGUCUGGCACUCUUGUUGUCGACAUGGACCGGCAGCAGAUGUCCUUGACCAAGUGCUCGAGGCAGCGGUACAGCGAGUGGAUUUUCCGGGAUGUUCCGAGCGACAUAACAAUAGCUGUCAAUGGUGGAACGUUUGCUCUUCACAAGUUCCCUCUCGUCUCUCGGUGCGGAAAAAUCAGGAAGUUAGUUGCAGAGCACAGGGACUCCGAUAUAUCGAUCAUAGAGCUCCUGAAUCUCCCUGGAGGUGCAGAGUCAUUUGAGCUGGCUGCAAAAUUCUGCUAUGGGAUCAACUUCGAGAUCACGUCCUCGAAUGUAGCCCACCUUCUUUGUGUCUCCGAGUACCUUGAGAUGAACGAGGAGUACUCCAAGGACAACCUCGGGUCACGAGCAGAGGAGUACCUUGACAGCAUAGUCUGUAAGAGCCUCGAGAUAUCUGUUGAGGUCCUACAGCAAUGUGAGACCCUUCUCCCUCUCGCGGAUGAGCUCAAGAUAGUGAGUCGGUGCAUAGAGGCGAUAGCGUCGAAAGCCUGUGCAGAGCAAAUUGCAUCGAGCUUCUCGCGCCUUGAGUACAGCAGCUCCGGCAGGCUCCAGAUGAGCCGGCAGGUUAAUAAGUGUGAUACCACUGACUGGUGGAUUGAGGACCUAUCGAAUCUCCGAGUAGAUCUGUACCAGAGGGUUCUAACCGCCAUGAGGUGCCGCGGUGUUCGCCCUGAGAGCAUUGGGGCCUCCCUAAUGAACUACGCCCAGAAGGAGCUGACUAAGAGGUCCACCCUGGGGAAUCCGUCUAGUAACAAUAACCCACAGAAGCUAGAUUCGGGUUCAAACUUGACCUCUCAUGAGAAGCUCGUGGUUGAGACUAUCGUUAGCCUCUUGCCUGUUGAGAAACAGGCGGUCCCCAUCAACUUUCUGUUCGGGCUCCUGAGGAGCGCAGUGAUGCUGGACUGUAGUAUUGCUUGUCGGCUCGACCUUGAGAGGAGGAUCGGAUCCCAAUUGGACAUCGCCACACUCGAUGACCUCCUCAUCCCAUCCUUCCGGCAUGCUUGUGACACAUUGUUCGACGUGGACACGGUCCACAGAAUUCUUGUGAGCUUUUCCCAGCAGGAAGACAGUGAGGAUGAGAUGGAUGACGCCUCCGUAUUCGAAUCAGACAGUCCUCCUCAAUCUCCUUCGCAGACUGCACUGUUUAAGGUGGCAAAGCUCGUGGAUAAUUACCUGGCGGAGAUCGCCCCUGAUGCCAACCUAAAGCUUGGCAAGUUCAUGGCCAUCGCGGAGUCCUUACCAGCUCAUGCUCGGACAAUACAUGAUGGCUUGUACAGGGCUGUCGAUGUUUACCUAAAAGCUCAUCCGGGCUUAUCGGAAUCAGACAGGAAGAAGCUGUGCAAGCUCAUUGAUUUUCAGAAGCUUUCCCAGGAGGCAGGGGCCCACGCUGCCCAGAACGAGCGCCUACCCCUUCAGUCGAUCGUCCAGGUCCUCUACUUCGAGCAGGUGAGGCUAAGGAAUACCCUGUGCUGCUCUUUCCCCGAUGAAGACCCGAAACCAAUGAUACAUCAGUCAUGGCGUAUAAGUAGCGGAGCCCUCAGUGCAGCGAUGUCCCCUCGGGACAACUAUGCGUCCCUCAGGCGUGAGAAUCGAGAGCUCAAGCUCGAGCUGGCCCGCCUGAGAAUGAGACUGAAUGAUCUCGAGAAGGAGCAUGUCUGCAUGAAGAGGGACAUGGCCAAGUCGAACUCCAGGAAGUUCAUGAGCUCUUUCUCGAAGAAAAUCGGGAAGCUGAGCUUCUUCGGGCACAGCUCCUCACGAGGGUCGAGCUCCCCGUCGAAGAACUCUAACCGGACGAAUUCUAAGGUGAUUGAGAGGACAUGUGCGAGCACGGACUAGUCCUAAUAACUAUUCUUUUAGAUUUCUUCUUUUCUAAGUAACCGGGUUCGUAUUCCAAUCAAUUUGAAGUCCCAUCUGUAUAGAGCAGUGGUUCUUGAGCUUGAGCCAUCUCCAGCAGGAUGUUGAUUGUACAAAGGUGGUGGUUUUUCGACCAAAUACAGAUUGUCUAUCUGUUUCAAUUUGUCGUGCAA